This is a messenger RNA of Notothenia coriiceps (black rockcod), 2121 nucleotides long. RefSeq names its product E3 ubiquitin-protein ligase TTC3-like. Bases 401 to 2092 code for a protein of 563 amino acids. The transcript has 12 exons. Lineage: Eukaryota; Metazoa; Chordata; Actinopteri; Perciformes; Nototheniidae. The record is from RefSeq and is a predicted model, not a curated record.
ACAAUCUUUCUCUCUUUAGUUUAAAGCUGCCAUCACCAAACCCCCGACUCCAAAGAAGCUCAAAGUGAAUCAGAAAUGUACAAGUCUGAGGAAGAUAAAAGCAAAGGAUGAGCACAAACUUAAGAGGAGGCAACAUAAGCAGUCAUUCAUAGAAAAGCAGACGAUCAACGAGGAGAUUCUGCUGCAGAAAGAAGACUCGACGACACAGAUUGAACAGAAAGCCUGGUUGCUGUACAGGGAUCGAGUCCUGCUGCAGAUCAGUCAGAACCUGGAGCUGCUGAGAGAGGAAACGGGCCUCCAGGCGUCAGCUCUGACCCAGAGUCUGAAGCCCUGGCUGGAGCUGGACUCAUCGAGGGGGAACCAGAUCGCUGAGCGGAUCCUGAACUGGAAGCAGGAGCCGAUGGAGACGCUCGGACCGGUCGUCGAGCUCCUGCUGGAGAGGAAGAACCGCGUUUGGGCUCGAAUCCUGAUCCAGCUGCUCAGUAGCUGCCGGGAUAUAAAUCCUAAACUCCACAACUGGGCGAGCCACCUCAACGACGCAGGUCUGAAUGCUGCCAAGUGCUUCAUUGAUCGCCACGCGGGACACUUGGAGACGCUUGAUCUAGCUUUUUUGCUCGGCUUUGGCCCGAUGCAGGACUCAAUAAUUGAAGAGUUUGAUAUUAGCCCAGAUCUUUUUUCAACCAUUGGCUUGACUGAGACUGAAUACCUAAAACAGGCCCCGCAUGAUAACAUGAGACUCUUUAUCUGGACUCUGGAGGAACAAAGAGACCAGUUUCUCUCCUGCCACGCUAUACUGGAUGAGUAUUUUGAUAUGAUGGAUGGACAUUGUUCAGUCUUAAAAAAGUCUGAUGAAAAUCAAAAUAAUUCUCCUUUGAAGAGUCGAGCCCGGAAAAAGAAAAAAGGACCAAAGGGUGUUAUUGUUUGGUCUGGAAACAGCAGCCAAACGCAGAGAGAGGAAUGGGACCAAGACUUUUUUGAAGAUGACACUUUAUCAUUCCUUCACCCCGUUGAUCCCUUCAGUGUCCCGAGUCACCUUCGAGAGCAAGUGGCCUUUUUUGAGGACCAGUACAACACCACGAGACACAGAAGUCACUAUAAAAACAUUUUGGACAACAACCCCGACCCGACCAAAGAGAGUUUGUAUGACUACUUCGCUCAGAUCCUGGAGGAGCACGGUCCGCUGGUCGCUGAGGACCCUCUGCUGGUGGGAGAGCUGGAGAACUUCCCUGUCGUUGCUAAAGACAAGAUCCAGGAAGUGGGCGGCUUCGAGGUCUUCCUCCUGGAUUCUCUGCGCUUCAUAAAGAUGGGGCAGUGCAUCGGCCUGGCUAAACACGCCGUCACUCUGCAGCAGGCCGGACACGGAGCCAGUUUGGACGACCUGGACGAUAUCACCGAUCCCGACAUUGAGUAUCCGUGUCCUGGUUUGGACGAGGGUAGUUUUAGUGCUUUCCCUUGCGAUCAGAACGGUUAUUCAUACGCACAGAAUGCCCAUCCCAUCCUCCCAAAUCCAUAUGCAUUUGCCCCCCUGCCUUAUGCGCCUGCCUUUGUUGGAGUUAAUAAUCAAUUUUACGCCUGGAGUAAUGGUGACGAUGAAAAGCAAGACCCUUACUUUAUACCUGAUGACUACGGAGCGUUGGAUCUACUUCGCAGUGCGGGGGAUCGAGGAGUUUCUGAAACAUCGUCCGUUUCAUCUGAUGAAAGAGUUUUGAAGAAACAUGCCGCUGUACAGACGUGCAAUGAGACCGUGAGGAGUGUAGCGGUGAAUACAGAGAUUUACGAGCGUUUUGAGAGCUGCCCGGGUGACAUCAACAAAACGCAACACUACGGAAGGGUGUUGGAGCAGAGCAUGAAGGAAAUAUCGAAAGACUGCGACAAAGUCAACCUGACGCACAAAGAAGACCUUGCUGUCCUGGAAGGAGAGGUUCAGCAGAUCACCACCAACAUACAGGUGACCAAUCAGGAGCUGGGGAUGUUCCAGCAGAAGUUGGAGGAGGAGGUGAAGAAGGACCAGAAGGAGAAGAGAGCGAACCAGGAGGGUCUGAAGGCUCUGAAGGUGGAGACGGAGGAUCUGGUGACGCAACUCAGGAGGUGAGAGAAAUCACUCUGUGAACAAAUGUCUUA